UAAAAUAUGCUUGGGUGCAUUUAAUACUCUUCCCCUCUCAAACUUGGGAACUCUCCUUUAAGUACUGAUUUACGAGAGCCAGCAAUUGAAACAGCGAACUCAUCACCAUCCUAAAGAGAAUAACCCAAUAAACUAGAGAGAAAGAGGAAGAGGAACACACGUACUGUUUUUUUUUUUCGUUGGUAUAUUUCGUUCUAUUGUAUUUUUUUCAUAGAAAUUGCAGGUUUUUGGAGUACUGGGGUGUCUGAUUUUAGAAACAAAAAUAAAUACACACAGGGAGUAAUCAAAUUUAUUAAUAUUAAAUUAAGGUUUCCUUCUUGCUAGAGUCCUGAGAUCUCUCUGGGGAUACUUGCUCUCUCUUCUGGUUUCUCUCUCUCUCUCUCUCUCUCUCUCUCUAUACAUAUAUAUAGACUCACACACACACAUGCCUAUGCGUAUAUGCAAGAGAGUUAUCUUUCUUUCUUGAAUCUUGAGAGAACCAAGACAACUACUUUGGUUCAGUACUAGUACUUCACUGAGGCAUCAAGAACUAUAAUGGAGGUCAACAUGAGCUUUUCAAAUGAUAUGGAUGAUGAAUAUGAGAAGCUCUUUAGGAGAUUGAAUCCACCGAGGGUUGUGAUUGAUAAUGAAGCUUGCAAGAAUGCUACUGUUAUAAGGGUUGACAGUGCUAACAAACAUGGAAAACUUCUUGAAGUUGUUCAAGUCCUCACUGAUCUGAACCUUAUCAUAACCAAAGCUUACGUAUCCUCUGAUGGUGGAUGGUUCAUGGAUGUUUUUAAUGUUACGGAUCAAGAUGGAAACAAGGUUACCGAUGAAGCAAUUCUAGAUUAUAUUACAAAGUCGUUAGGGACAGAAUCUUGCUUUACAUCUUCCAUGGGAUCUUUUGGGGUUAAACAAUCUAUAGAUCACACUGCAAUUGAGUUAACAGGAAGUGACAGACCAGGGCUGCUAUCUGAAGUGAGUGCUGUCCUCGCCCAUUUAAAAUGCAAUGUAUUGAAUGCAGAGGUCUGGACACACAAUAUGCGGGCAGCAGCCGUGAUGCAAGUAACUGAUGAUGAAACUGGGUCAGCAAUUACUGACCCGGAGAAGCUAUCGAGGGUCAAGGAACUUCUUUGUAAUGUACUGAAGGGCAGUAACAAAUAUAGGGGAGCUAGGACUGUCGUGUCUCAUGGGGUCACCCAUACUGAGAGAAGGCUUCACCAAAUGAUGUUUGCUGAUAGGGAUUAUGAACGAGCUAACAAUGAUGUAUUGGAUGAGAAGCAAAGACCUAAUGUGAGUGUGGUGAAUUGGUAUGAGAAGGACUACUCAGUGAUAACUAUAAGAAGUAAAGAUAGACCAAAGCUUCUCUUCGAUACGGUGUGCACAUUGACAGACAUGGAGUAUGUAGUUUUUCAUGCUAAUAUAGAUGCCGAGGGUCCAGAAGCUCAUCAGGAAUAUUAUAUCAAGCAUGUUGAUGGUUCCCCUGUAAAAUCAGAGGCAGAGAGACAAAGAAUUAUACAAUGUCUUGAAGCAGCUAUUGAAAGAAGAGUAUCUGAGGGCUUGAAGCUAGAGUUAUGCACUACGGACAGAAUUGGGCUGCUAUCUGAUGUUACUCGUAUCUUUCGUGAAAAUAGCCUUACUGUCACCAGAGCAGAAGUUACAACAAGAGCAGGCAAAGCUGUUAAUACAUUUUAUGUUAGUGAUGCAUCAGGGUAUCCUGUUGAUGCUAAAACCAUAGAUUCCAUCCGGCAAGCAACCGGCCAGACCAUACUGAAGGUGAAAGGCAGUCCUGAAGAGUUAAAACCGGUCUCUCAGGAAUCACCCACAAAGUUUCUCUUUGGAGGUCUCUUCAAAUCGAGAUCUUUUGUAAACUUUGGAUUGGUUAAGUCGUAUUCUUGAAUAAACUGUUAGUUCGCUCCCCAUGUAUAUUAAAACUGUCUGCUGGAAACACUCACUGUAGAUAGAUAACCAGUCCUUUUAGCAUACUGUGUGACUUGAGUUUAGGAACAAAGGCAUUUGUCGCAGAAGGUAGGGGCUGGAGAGUUCUGAGGAGAGUAGUUGAGAAUGCCUGUAAAUACGCCUAUUACCCCUUUCAUUGAGCUUCAACUGUUACUGUAGAUCCAAUUUGAUGUUGGAGCUAGGAAAGCAUUUAAUUACACCAAGGAAAUCUAACUCGUGCAGAUAAUUUCCAGUCUA
This is a messenger RNA of Populus nigra (black poplar), 2175 nucleotides long. Its product is annotated as ACT domain-containing protein ACR4-like. The record is from RefSeq and is a predicted model, not a curated record. Lineage: Eukaryota; Viridiplantae; Streptophyta; Magnoliopsida; Malpighiales; Salicaceae. The coding region runs from base 535 to 1878 and encodes 447 amino acids. The transcript is spliced from 8 exons.